This is a messenger RNA of Magallana angulata, 2820 nucleotides long. RefSeq names its product E3 ubiquitin-protein ligase TRAF7-like. Gene Ontology annotation, molecular function: protein binding. NCBI's taxonomy places the organism in Eukaryota, Metazoa, Mollusca, Bivalvia, Ostreida, Ostreidae. The transcript is spliced from 16 exons. The coding region runs from base 129 to 1949 and encodes 606 amino acids. The record is from RefSeq and is a predicted model, not a curated record.
AGUUAUGUAAACACAAUACAUUUCCCGGUUUUCCCCGUUUUAUAUUCCAGGAGUGACUGAACAAGAUGAAACGCAAAUAUUAACGGGUUUUUUGUGUCUGAAAACAAGAAAAAAGCUGGUGUUUUGACAUGGCUUCUAAUACAAAUGACAACGAGACGGAACCUAUUCUGCUGGUGAACAAACUGACCCCUCACUUUCUGUGUCCAGUGUGCGGACAGCUGUACAGGAACCCCGUCAUUAACAUCAAAUGUGGACACACGUUUUGUAAGAAUUGUGCCAGCGGCUGUUCUCAGUGUCCCGUAGAUAACGAACCUUGUGAUGCCAGUCAGCUAAUAGUAAACAGGCUUGUUGUUGGUCAAAUAGAUGAACUUCUGGUUUAUUGCAAGUACGGAAUUAGAAAGGAGAAUGGAAUUUAUGUAGUAGACCCUACUGGCUGCCAAGAACAAAUUGCCAUUGGAAAUCGACAUCAACAUGAAAAUGAAUGCAGUUUUAUCCCAAAACCUUGUCCCAAUGAUGUAGAGAAUUGUGGAACAUUUAGAUCAUCAGAACUGGACCAUCACCUUCAAGUCUGUCCUUACUUCGAAUGUGAACACAAAGACAAAGGGUGUGAAUUUCAUGGCAGACAAGAGGAAGUGGGUGACCACCAGGGGAGGUGUGGCUACAGGGGCCUCCCUAAGGCCAUUAGCCAGAAGGAUUUCAAAGACCAGACAAAAGCAUUAGAAUCAGAAAACAGAUGCCUUAGAGAGAAACUGGACAGUUUGACAAAGAGAGUUGAAGUUUUAGAAGGAAACAAAAACUCUUUGGAAUCUUCUUUAGAGCUGUGUUUAAGUAAUUAUCAAAAUUUGAGUAAGAAACAUGAAGCUCUGCAGACAAUUGUCGAACAACUGAUGACCACUCGUAAUCGACGAUCCAUGACCUCGCCAGGAAAUUCCGCCGAAGUGAUACGGCAGAGAUCAAGUAGCACCAGCAGUUUUUCAAGAGUACGUUUCUCUGGAGAAUUUGGUCCUAAACUGAGUCCUCUAGCAAAUUCAAAAACAGAAUCCUGGAAAAUGCCAUUCCAGUUCAAAUGCAUAGGAUCUCUCAGAGGCCAUAAGAAGGUGGUGUGGUGCCUGGCCCUGUACAAACAGAGACUGUACAGCUCUGGGGCCGACAACCUGAUCAAGGCGUGGGAUCUGGACGUACUCACCAACGGCUGUAUCAAGACCAUGGAGGGGCACACCGGGGUGGUGCACUCUAUGGCCACUUAUGAGAACUCACUGGUGUCGGGGGGAGAGGAUUUGUCCAUCAGGGUCUGGAACUUGGAUUCUCACACAGAAGAAAAUUGUAUCUUUAAUGCUCAUGAUAACCUGAUCAGCUCCAUGGUUGUUGUUGGGGACAACUUGUUCACUGCCUCCUACUCUCUCAUCAAAGUUUGGGAUAUGAAGACUCUCUCAUUAGUUCACACAAUAUCAGGGCUACAUCACUGGGUUCGAGCUCUCGUUGUAAGCCAGGACAAGGAAUGUCUAUACAGUGGAUGCCAUAAUACCAUUGGCAUUUGGAGCACCUCUGGAUCUUUCCAACAUUUAGGAAACAUUCCUCAUAACUAUGGGUCAAUUUACUCUCUGGCCAUAACUCAUGAAUUUCUCAUUGCAGGAACAUACAACAGAAAUAUACAGGUCUUCAAUUUGUCAAACAAUCAACAUGUCUUCUCACUUAGAGGUCACAUUGGGGUAGUGACCUCUCUUACUGUGACCCCAUCAGGUCACUUCUUGGUUUCCUCAUCCAGUGACCAGACUAUAAUGAUUUGGAACCUUGAGAAUAUGCUGCCAAUCCAGACCCUUCACCGGCACGAGAGCGGAGUCAAUGCCGUGAUUCUGUUCAGAGACUUCCUGCUGUCAGGCUCAGAGGACAAUGAAAUCAAGCUGUUUCAGUACUUCCAAAUGCAGAUGGGAUUUGCUCUACAGACGUAAACAAGGCGUGGUUCUCCUUGAUGCAUCACCUGUUUCUGUGCUUCACUCUCCUGUUUCAAGGCUCAGCAUCAUCACUACAUAUACCUCAUGUCUUUCAUUUAGAUUGCAAAUUUAGUGGACUUCAUGCAAAGUUGUAAAUUCAGCUGGUUUUUGAUUAAUGGUUGCAUUUAAAAUUUCAUAUUUACAUCAGCCAAUAAUUUUCUCCUCUGUAUCUUAAAAAACCAAAUGUGAUUCAUAGCUCUAUAGAAACUGACUGGACUGAAAUCUACAAAAUCCAGUUCUCACCAGUUUAUUGAUCAGUCAAAACCUUCAGCAGUACUGAUGCAGUCAUGUUCAUUAACAAUAAUUUAGUGUCUUUAAUUACUCUUUAUGAUCAAUUUAUUAAUUUGUUAAAAGAAAGCACUUUCUUUGAUGUUAAUGCGGGUUAUGAAGGUAACAACAUCACAGAAAAGCCUACAUAACCCGCAAAUGCAGGUUUUGUAUUUUUUCUGCAAUGUCCCUACCUUUAUAUCCUGCAUGACUCACAAAAAACAGAAUUUUAUUAUGAAAAUAAUAUUUCUUGUUAUGAACCUUUAGAUAAUCAGGGCCACCCAUUAUAUACAGGCAAGGGUAAUAUUCAUUGUCACUCCAGUUUGAUUUAUGCAUAUUUGUUUUCAUUCCAUAUUUAUAUGAUAUUUAUAGAUGUACACAUAUAUUUAAUUUGUAGACACUAAGUAUAAAUGUAUUUAAUUCCUAAUUUACAGUUGUAUGUCAAUUUUAGAUAUACAUUUUUUAUCGUGUUUUUUUAAUAAAAGAAUUCAAAGCCAUAUCUGUGUAGGUUAAUUUUUAUAUAAAUGUACACAGUAAUAGAAAUAAAAACAUCAGCAAUCAA